This is a messenger RNA of Schistocerca americana (American grasshopper), 6095 nucleotides long. RefSeq lists its product as uncharacterized. Lineage: Eukaryota; Metazoa; Arthropoda; Insecta; Orthoptera; Acrididae. Gene Ontology annotation, cellular component: membrane. The record is from RefSeq and is a predicted model, not a curated record. The transcript has 3 exons. The coding region runs from base 1 to 1344 and encodes 447 amino acids.
AUGACGGUGAUGCUCCUGCAGCACUCUGCCCUCCGACACUACAAGCUGCCCUCUCCUCCGCCGCCACGAAUGACGAAGCCCGCCCCGGACGCCUCCAUAUACUGUAGCGACUACCAGACGAGGAACAAUAACAACAACAACAACAACAACAACAACGGUAACAAGCAGAAACGAACGCACCACAAGCUGUCGCUGCACCCGCAACAGCAGCAGGGCUGCAAGACGACUGCGAUGCGCUACUACCGUCUAUGGAUCUACACGUGCAAUGCCGUGCUGUUGGUGAGCGUGCUAGGAUUCGCCAUCGUGGCGGGCAGAAUCGUGGUGGCCGACCCCCGGCGGUACCUCGUGCCGGGCCUGUCCCUGUACCAGCCCAGCUUCCUCUACGCCUACCUGGCCCUGGCGACGCAGAGCGGCCUCCUGCAGCUGGUCGGCUGUUUGGGCGCGCUACGCCUCAACGAGCGGCUGCUCAACGUGUACUGGCUGCUCCUCCUGGUGCUCCUCUUCGGCGACGCUAUCGUCGGCGUCGUGUGGGUAUUUCGCUUCGACAAGAUCUGCGCCGACUUGCGCCCCACGCUGAAGCAGCGGCUGGCGGCGGAGUACGGCGUCGACCGCGACUUCACGGCGCUGUGGGACGCGCUCCAGAGGGACUACCGCUGCUGUGGCGUCGACGGCGCCCAGGACUACGCGGCGGUGGCCAACCGCAGCGCAGGGGCCACCGUCUCGGCGUCGGCGGGGUCUACGGCGCCGACGGCAGCUGCUACCGCCAACCCGCACUACCACACCACCGGUUGCGAGGCCCGCCUACUCCUCUGGCUGCGCCAGAGCGCGGACAUCCUGUUCGUCCUCGGGUACUGUGUCAUCGCCUUCCUCAAGCUGUGCUUCCUCGGCAUCCUGCGGUACGAGAUCCGCGAGAUGAUCCAGAAGAUCAAGAUCCUGCAGGGCGAGAUGCGGCCGCCACCUCUGCUGCUGACGGAGCUGGGCGGCGGCGCCUCCGCCGCCAACAACGGCGACCUGAUGGGUGGCGCCGGGGGCGUGGGCGGCGGCGGCGGCGGCGGCGGCGGAGGCGCGGGAGGCGGCGUCCGGCAGCCUCCGGACAGUCUGCAGGCGACGCCGCUGCACGCCGCCGCUCUCUCCCACCGGCACCUCAGCAUGCUCAAUAACGACGGCACCGACUCCGACACCAACAGCAACUGCGCCCUCAUCAUCUCGGAGGACGUCGGCGCGGGCAAACCCGUCAGCAGCGGUCCUCGGCGCGGCUGCGGCUCCAACGGCAACAACAACUACGAGAUCCACGAGCUGCAGGAGCUCAACAGGCUGCUCUCCAGGCACCAGACACAGAUCUGACUAAGGUCGUUGCUGCUGUGGUGCUUCCCUCUCCGGGGAAGGCACUUCUAAGUUCGGCGUCGAAGCUCCUACACCGCAGCCCCUCCCCUCGCUUGACAGCUUUGCUUCUAUGCUUGGAGAUCAAACACGUGCGGUUAAUUUGUCCCGUGUGUUUGCCACUAUAGGACACGUUAGCACGUGACACUUUUUAACAAAAAAGUGUAAUAUCGCAAAGAAACAGACUAUGGGUAGUGCAGUGUACGUAUAAAAACACACAUAGACAGUCACUUAGCUGUCCGACAAUUGUGAACAAAACCGUCUCCUAGAUGAAAUAGAGCCAGUGUGGACAAUUUCUGAAUCGUGUGAUCGAAUAUGUGCUAAUCAAAAACACCAAUCAAUCUAAAUUAAUCGAUGGUCUCUGCAUCUCAAACAAAAAUUUAUGAGCUAUGUUUACUUUAGAAAUGUCUGUACCUAACUUGUUCAUCGUCACCGUUAUUUUCAUUGAAUAAUCUAACUCACAGGUACGGCAAAUACAUCCUUAGUAUAUCUCGAGCAUAUCUUUAAAAAAAUGUCUGUAGCAGCAAAUUAUCAGUUAGUCUCAAGCGGAACGAAACGACCAAACGUCUGACAUCUGUCCCAUAUCAUAAUAUUGACAUCAAUAUUGUGCACGAGUGCGUCUUCAACGAUUCAGCAUCAACCAUCAUAUUUAUUACAACUCUGUGCCUCCCCGGGACGCGAAUCCGGUUAUUUUCCGCGGUCAGUGCUUUCCAGUGUGUGGCAGCAUGAGCAUCUAACGACCAAUAUAGAAAUCUAUGCGAUCCUUUCUCCCUGAGUCAACCCUGAAGAAAGGAUUUCAGGAAGAACGAAUGCUGAACGGCCUACGUAUUGAUAAGUGCCCUGUACCUCUCCUAAGAGACAUCAUCUGCCUUUCCUCUCGCAUUUAUCACAAUUACAGUUUACCCUGAUGUUUUAUUCUGUAAUGUGUAAGUUAUUCAGCUCAAAAAGACCGCUCAUUGAGUAUUUCAAGGUAUGCCGACCGUCAACGGUAAAUGUUUUAGUUUAAACUCUACAUUAAAUGUUAUUUACUCUGUAAUUUUCUGUACAUAGUCGACUCAGCUGUGUGGAAUUAGUUUGGUGGGAUAUUUCAUGCAUGGGCAUUUACAGAGGUUAAGAGAAAACAGAAGGAUAUCAGAUCUUGGACGAAUGGCAGAGCCACGCAGUUCUGUGACUGCACUGUCUAGACGAAGUUGCGUAGCACGCGCUUUCCACGGUCACUGCCUGCGCUAUCGUUUGAGCUAAUGAAAGUACUCUUUUAGCAACGAUUUCAUUGUAAUCAGAAACGAGCGCCGCUUACGCCUGGUACAGGCCGUCGCACAAAACAACCCUUAAGCAGGAUUGGAGUGACUCCACGUUACAAAAACGACAUUGAAAAUAUCUUCAGCAGAGAAAAGGCAUGCGACUACUGAGUCUCAGGAGAGACUCCCGGUAGGUUUUCAGGUCUCUUGGCUGUAAUAAUAAUAAUAAAAUUUUAGACCAGCUGGUCUCUGCCCCGAUUAUCACGUGAGAUACGCGCCGCUGGACUUGCUUUGUGACUAACUACUGAGGGGUUGAAUUAACUUCACAGACAUGAAACGAGUUAAGGCAGAUGAAAUCAAUAAAGAUGCAGUGAAAUGAAAUGAUACCCCUGAAGUAACUUUCAGAAAUACAGAACCCCACUGCACUGAAUAUGUCAUUGGUGAAUAAAACAAAAUAUUUUACGCAGUGGUAUCAUCGCACAUUCAGAAUUAGUUUAUAAAGCAGGCCGUUGUUUCCCGCUAGUGGUGUAACGUAACAGGAGACACACAGAAGCAUUAAAAUGCAGGAGAAAUCUGGAUGUAAAUUCAGACGCUGACUCGAUAUCUGAAACGAGCCCAGAUAAUGCAGAUGACAUAGUGAAGAUCAUGAAAGGUAGAGAUCCGGCUUCGAAUUCUUUCCCCGUUAACAACUUCCAUCUAUGACUAAGGUUUAUUUCAGCUAUUUCUAUGCUGAUGAGUUAACAAUCCUAUUCAUUUAGUUUGUUUAACAGCUGUAUAGCCUCAGAAUAAGCGUUAGAUACUAGAUUUUUAGACUACAAGUACCUGUAAUGACUGGUUACGUCCAGUAUUUGUACGUUUUACAGUAUGGCGCUCUAUAGUCAGUGACAGCACAGACAGUAGUACUGCGCUGAACCACCAGGCUGCAGCACUAGCGCGGCAGCAUGCGGUAAUUGCGGUGGCACCAGUCACCAUUAGCUGCAGCAUCCGUAGCUAAUUUCCAAUAUCCUGGACAUUAGCAUUCCCCUGAUCUGUAGGGUCACAGGGCAGUCGCUUCUGAUCCCUCUGGUGAGCUCCACCUGGUGUACUGUAGCAAGUUAAGAACCGAAGGAAAACAGUCUAAAGCAUCUGUUACUUGGUUGUUCUUUCUGAGUCCGGGGCGAUACAUCGCCUACGAUCAUCCGUCGCCGUUUCGUAGCUAUUCUCGUAAAUCCAUCACUAUAGCAGCAUCUGUAAUUACAUGCAAUGAUUUGUGAUGACGGCAAAACAACACAUUUGUCUAUCCACAUAAUUUUCUUGUGCCAGUCAAAAUCUGUUAAAUAAGCAAAGUAAGAGGCAUCCGCUAUCUCCUGUAUUCACCGACUGUUCAUUUGCGUGUCACAUACUGUUCCUUAUCUCUCAAAAGUUGAAAAAUAUUUAAAAAUAGAGCCAAGUGUAUUCAGGCUUUCGUGGGGGUUUGAGCUGAUGGUAUUUAAUCGGAUUAUCGACCUCACCUUGAAGAAAUAUUUCGACAAGCGGCUUACUCACUUCAAUUGAAAAUUAUAAGUAGAAAAGGGAACCCGAUAAAAUUUCAUCAACAGCGCAUGGAUAUAGAAUAAAUAAAACGUAGAAUUAUAUUUUGGAUCUCGCAGUAUAAUGUAUGUCGAUUCUCGCUUCUAAAACUUAAUCACGGCUUCUGUCUAUAUUUGGAGGGUCGGAGGGAAAUUUUCGUUUCUGAUUGAAAAAAAAAAACAAGGUGUAAAUCACUGUGCAAUAUGAUAUGGUGAUUUGUUAUGAUUCACUGAUAAGUAUGUCAUCUCCAUUCCUUGCGCUCAUAGUUGUCAGUCACCUUAUACUUAUUACUGUCAUUUCUUGUCCAUAUACGUUCAUUUAAAAUCCAUCGCGCAACUUGUGGCAUCAAAAACGUUGAAUGAAUUUUUACAGGGACACAUACGAAGCUACGAUUAAACAACUGUAGGAAAUUAUUCAUGUCGUCCUUUGAAUUCUGGGAAGGCAUUCGCUCCGUUGAACAUCAAUGACAAAUUAAUAAGGACACGCGAUAGCGGAUACCAGACGUGUUCGCGCGAUUUUCGAUACCAUGUUCACAAAGUUACUCAGCUGGAAAAGAGCCGGAGAAAACAAGAUGACUGUGUUACAUCCAUGAUGGCACUACGAAGUUAUCAUCCAAGUUCAAGUUCUAAUUUGCUUACGGCCGUGAAAUAAAGACUGUAGAAAUUAGGACCGUAGACGCCGCCUAUCUGUUUUCACUGGUCCUGUAAUAUCAAUUAAUAGUAUCAAACACUGAACGCUUUCCUGCUGACUUUAUUUUUUCGGUUAUGUUACGAAACAAACGCUAUUGGGAUAGAUUUGGGUCCAAAAGCAUUCCUCCCUCAAAUUUUCACACAAAUCCUUCACACCGAUGUUUACGUCUUUUAUUAGGAAGAGGCAUCAAUCAAUGACUUUGAAGUACGAGGAAAACGUCAACAAUAUAAGAAAUACAUAAUGAAUUAAGCUAAAUACGCCAGUCAAAGCGCAACAUGUUGCUACUGCUCCUGUUUACGAGUUUAAGGACACUAAACACCUCAGGUUCAUCACCCUUCCAUUUACGUCCGAGGACGGAAUCGGUGCACCAUACGUCUGCGCCUGGAGUCUGAGAGAGUUUUCUGAAUGUUUGCGUAGCGCGUGUCUGAGGCGGAAUGUGAGAACCAGCCCGGUAUUCACCUUCUGGGAUGUGUGAAACCACCUAAAAUCCACAUCCACAGUGUUCGUCACAUCGUCUCUCGUGGUUAAUCCGUCGGAAGGAUUCGAACCGGAGCCAGAGUGCCUCUCUUUCCAAGAAGCGGGAUCUUAAUCGCGCAUGUUUAUCGAGGCGUGUCAAGUGCAACAGGCAUCCGUACAAAUGUCGCCACUAAUGAUGGCUCACAGACCUAAAAAAUACGUACCCGCGAAGAGUUGAUCAAAAGUAUAAGGAUUCCAUGUAAGGGAUUUCAGUUCAAAUGGUGCGACAGCUUCUUACAUUUUCCAUCUUUAGGUGUACAGUAUAUGAAUCACAGUGCAGGGAUUUUAUACCUUCUUUAACUACGUCACUUCUUUUUCAGUGACUUCAACUUAAACAAAACUCUAAAGAUGGUAAUGUAGAUGCAGCACCCAAAAUUUGUUUCUUAGUUCCUACCCUUUCAACAAUUUUACCAACGUUUAUAAGUCGAUGUACGUAUGAUUACAAAACGGUCAUUAGUGCAUAUUUUCAAUCAUCAAUGCGCAAUUAAAACAUGACGAAAUUGCUUGUAAAUAACAUCUGCUUUGCACGUGAUAGCAAUUACAUUUUACACUGUGUGCUUUGUAUUUCCCAGAAUGAAUGUUUGCUGCUUCUAACGGUGACGUGAGUUUUACUUUCGAAGUUCCGCUGGACUGAUUUGGUAACAGAUAGCUACAAACAUAUGAUUAUGUAUUUUCUAUGUGAUGAUUUGGUAUUUUAGACAAAUAAAUGUAAAAAUUCAUACA